AUGAAAGCCUCAUUCUCCGCCUUUUCACUCCCACUGCGCCGGCUCAACACGCGACCAUGGACGCCAGGGUGGACUUGCGCCACCUGCCGCACCCAAUUGAGCCGGCCUAAGUCGCCUCAGACCAUCACCUUCCGAGCAAAGUAUUCCUCGAGGGCUUGGACAAAGGGGAGACCAAAUACUCGCAAUGGCCGAAAGGGUGUUCUCCUUCUCGCCUCGACAGGUGGCGCUGCAACAGCCGGCGUGCUAGCCUUUACCGACGAUAUCAAGUACGGAUACGAUGCUGCAGAGCGAGCUGGGCGAGUCGCGGCAGCGCUUGCUGUCUGCAUCAACGAUUACCGCACAACCUUGAACCAACGAGACUCCGAAUAUGAUGAAGACAUCCGUUCGAAACUUUUGAGCGACUGUCAUACAAGAUGUGCCAGAAGGACUCUCAAGGUCCUGGAGAAGAAUGGAGGCAUCUUCAUCAAAUUAGGCCAACAUUUGAGUGGACGACUACCUUUAUCGCCGCUCAAGACAAAUGCCCCGUCUCGUCGUACGAUCAAUGAACAUAUGUUCCGCAAGGAUACUGGCCAAGGGAUUCUCGACUUCUUCAGCGAGUUUUCUCUUGAGCAAUCGGCGCUGCGUCACUGGCUCAAGUUUACUUUCUCGAUGCUGAAGCGCUUCUUUCCCGAAUACGAUCUAGAGUGGCUCUCCUCCGAAAUGGACGUAUCCUUACCGAAGGAACUAGACUUCACAGAAGAGGCGGAGAACGCUAGACGCACUCAGCAGCACUUUGCCCGUCUCCCAGAGCACCCUCUUGUGGUCCCUGAUGUCCUCUGGGCCAAGCAGCGCAUCCUUGUCAUGGCUCGCGAAUCCGGCCACCGCCUAGAUGACCUCGAAUACCUCGACGCCAAUGGUAUUGACCGUGAUGAAGUCUCGGCGUGCCUGGCACGCGUCUUCAACGAGAUGAUUUUUGGCUCUGGCGCUCCUCUUCACUGCGAUCCUCAUGGCGGCAACCUCGCCAUUCGCAAAAACGACGCGCGCGGUCGCCGCGUUGGCGGUCAUAAUUUUGACAUCAUUCUCUACGACCACGGGCUGUAUCGCGAGAUCCCUCGUGACCUGCAGCGCUCCUAUGCUAAGAUGUGGCUGGCCGUCAUCGAUGGCGACAUGGACCGCAUGCGCCGUUACGCGAAAGAGGUAGCCCACAUCACUGACGAGCAGUUCCCGAUCUUCGCGUCCGCAAUCACGGGCCGCGACUUCGGCAUUCUCUCCGGAAAGAACGCCAGCGACCAGGACGGCAAGGAUGCGGGCGCCUCCAUCUUGCAGACGCGCACCGCCGAUGAGAAGAAGGAGAUGGGGGAUGCUCUUUCCGAGGGUCUGCUGGCCGACCUUGUCCAGCUCCUGGGUCAGGUUCCGCGCAUCAUCCUCCUCAUCCUCAAGACAAACGAUCUCACACGUGCCCUUGAUGAGAACCUUCACACCCGCCAGGGUCCGAUCCGCACAUUCAUGAUCCUAGCACGCUACUGUACGCGCACCGUCUUCGAGGAGCAGGUCGAGGAGCUGAAGAAGCAGGGCUCUUUAUUUUGGCCGCCAAACACCAUUCGACUUGCUGCCGCCUGGGUCGGCUUUUUGCGCGUCGAGAUCAAGUUGGAAGCGUUUGAGCUCUGGCUGAGUGUCAAGAGGGCCCUGGGGUGGAAGAAUGCUGAAUUUGCCGGCCCUGGUCUUUGA
Verticillium alfalfae VaMs.102 is the source of this 1707-nucleotide messenger RNA. RefSeq names its product ABC1 family protein. Bases 1 to 1707 code for a protein of 568 amino acids. Gene Ontology annotation, biological process: mitochondrion organization; lipid homeostasis. Gene Ontology annotation, cellular component: mitochondrial inner membrane. The transcript is spliced from 4 exons. Lineage: Eukaryota; Fungi; Ascomycota; Sordariomycetes; Glomerellales; Plectosphaerellaceae. The record is from RefSeq and is a predicted model, not a curated record.